Messenger RNA from Plasmodium coatneyi, 237 nucleotides. RefSeq lists its product as hypothetical. NCBI's taxonomy places the organism in Eukaryota, Apicomplexa, Aconoidasida, Haemosporida, Plasmodiidae. The record is from RefSeq and is a predicted model, not a curated record. Bases 1 to 237 code for a protein of 78 amino acids. The transcript has 3 exons.
AUGUCUAUAGUCCAUGGUCUCAUUGGUUUGGUAACAAUUCCAAUGGAAGAAGAAGAGGAAAAAGGUCUACCGAACGGAGCACCUUUGAUAAACUCACAGAAGACAGUUCAACAUAUGAUUGAGCGACAGAAGGUGAUUUAUCAGGAGAAAGUUCUACAGUACGCUCUAUGGCGAACACAAGACAAUCCAGAGGAACAACAAGGACAAAUAAUACUGCAGGUCACCGGAGCAAUAUAA